AUGGAAAGAGUGAAAAAUAUGGUUUCAGAAAAGCCAGUGGUAAUAUUUAGCAAGAGUUCAUGUUGCAUGAGUCAUUCUAUAAAGACACUUUUUUCUGGCUUUGGUGUGAAUGCAUCAGUUUAUGAACUUGAUGAAAUAUCAAAUCCGGAAGAGAUUGAGGAAGAACUUUCAAGACUUGGUUGUUCUCCAGUUGUUCCAACUGUUUACAUUGGUGGUGAACUUAUUGGCGGAGCUAGCCAAGUCAUGAGUCUUCACCUUGACCGCGGUUUGAAACCGAUGCUUAGAAAAGUUGGAGCUCUUUGGGUUUAA
Messenger RNA from Vicia villosa (hairy vetch), 309 nucleotides. RefSeq names its product monothiol glutaredoxin-S4-like. The transcript has a single exon. NCBI's taxonomy places the organism in Eukaryota, Viridiplantae, Streptophyta, Magnoliopsida, Fabales, Fabaceae. Bases 1 to 309 code for a protein of 102 amino acids. The record is from RefSeq and is a predicted model, not a curated record.